Messenger RNA from Perca fluviatilis (European perch), 1011 nucleotides. RefSeq names its product caspase recruitment domain-containing protein 8-like. The record is from RefSeq and is a predicted model, not a curated record. Gene Ontology annotation, biological process: regulation of apoptotic process. The transcript is spliced from 5 exons. Bases 1 to 1011 code for a protein of 336 amino acids. Lineage: Eukaryota; Metazoa; Chordata; Actinopteri; Perciformes; Percidae.
AUGUUCCAUUUCACACCUGAGCUGCUGACUGAGUCUGGAAAGACUUCAUACAGGUUCAGGUGUCCUGGUCCAGGUGUGUUCCAGUGUGCUUUGACUGGACUGGUGUUUGUUACGACUCAGGAGGCGGAGCUGCUGUAUAACACUGUCCAAUGGGAUGAGAGCCUCCUCCAAUCAGCUGGCUGGAUGGCUGGAGGGCCGCUGUUUGACAUCAAGUGUUCAGAGAAUGCUGCAGUCUGUCAGCUCCACCUUCCACACUGUGAAACAAAGGAUGCGCUGCUUGUUGAUGGCCUGUUGUCUGUCGUCCACAUCACUGAUGAUGGGAUGAGCAUCUUGGAGCCGCUGAAGAUUACAGACACUCAUGUGAUCUUGAAGGUCCCUCACCUCUCUGCCUUUGGCCUGAUCUGGGAUUUCGUUAGAAGAUUUCUGAACAUCUCACUGGCAAUAGAGGCCCAAGUUCUGCUGUUCCUCCGACCUCUGGACACGGGGCCUCGAGUCCUAGAUGUUUUACUGCUGCCCCGCAACGUUCUUCUAGAUGAGCAUGAAACAUUUAGCUCAGACUAUGGACCAAAUUACCAUCCAACAUUUGAAGUUUUCCUGGAGACGAUCACAAAGAAGGUGACUUUGAUGGUCCAGGACCGAGAGAGGAGAGAAGUCUGGAGACGUGACGUGUCUUUGAAAGGUCCAACUGUGCUAAAUCCACAGAGGAAUGUCCCAGCAGAGGACAGCGUCCCAGCAGAGGACAGUGAUCCCCCAGAAGACAGGCUGUUGCUAGUUCGGAGACAGUUUGUACAGCGAGUGUCUGAUCCAGUUCUGAACCAGCUUCUGGAUCAACUCCUUGAGCGUAGUGUUAUAACUGAUGGUGAAAUGCAGUCAGUCAGAACAGGCAGAGCAGACAAAGCCCGAGACGUGAUGGACACGGUGAGAAGAAAAGGAAGAGCAGCCAGCUCAGUUCUGAUCUCUGCUCUCUGUGAGGUGGAUCCAGUCCUUUCCAGAGGGCUGAGAUUAAUGUGA